Molecule: messenger RNA, 246 nt
Organism: Penicillium atrosanguineum
Lineage: Eukaryota; Fungi; Ascomycota; Eurotiomycetes; Eurotiales; Aspergillaceae
Exons: 3
Coding region: 1-246 (81 amino acids)
Source: RefSeq, a predicted model, not a curated record
AUGGGCAACGGAGCUAAAGCCUCGAUGAAGCGCGAGCGCAACCAAAAGGAUGCGAAAGCUGCCAAAUCACAAACCAAAUCCACAACCAAGGCUCCGGCGUACGUUUCGUCUUUCAACCCUCGAUCUCAUCUUUUGUCAGCGCCCAAUUUACUCACAUAUCUUCGGAUCUGUUUUAGUCUCCUCGAGCAUGCCUCCAACAAGCACAAAAAGGGCCUUGCCGAUUGCUUCCCCGGUGUCAGUGUCUGA